AUGGCAACAUCAUUAGCAAAUCGAGUUAUAUCUUACUUUUUUAUAUUUGAUUUUUACCAUGUAAAAGGAUCAACAGACGAAAUUGAUCUUCUUCAAGAAUCAAUUAUUUAUUUUUAUCCACGGAAAGAAGACUUAAUGAGACAAAAACUUCUCGAUUGUGGAGAAAUUAUUGGUUUAAUACAAUAUUUUCAAUAUGAUCUAUUCUCAUCUAUACCAAAAGAAUUUAAUUUUAAAAAAUCACUUGUUGUAUGUCAGCAUUAUGGAAGACAUUGUGCAUUUUUAGUACUGUCUAAAGAUCGAUUCACUUCAGACGAAGCAAAUAUUCAUUUUAAUCAUAUUCUUCAAUUAUUCAAUAUGCUCUAUGGCACAUUCAAUCAUAUACACUCUAUUUAUCCAGAUAUUAAACUACUCCACAAGUAUCUUAAACAAACAUUAACACCAAUCACAGAAUAUAUAUUUAAUGAAAAUCGUUCAAUAAAAAAUCUUUUUUCAACUAUUGAUUAUGCACCAUUAAAAGAAAAUAAUCGUCAAUAUUUAUUAUAUAUUAAACACCUUUUAAAUCAUUUACAAUCAAAAUAUGAAAUUAAAGAUGGACUUUUUGCCUAUGAAAAAAGAAUAUUAUAUUCAACUUUGGAUAGUGAUACAACAUUUUAUUUACAAGCAAAUGAAAUAUAUAUUCCAUUAGGACCAGAAAUGAAAUUAAAAAAUGGUGUAUCACUUAUUCGAAUAUAUAUUCGUCGAUCAUUGAGUCUUCAACCAGUUUUCAAUGAUAUAAAUGCCAAAACUAAACCAGAUUGUAACCCUCAAAUAUCAUCAAAACCUAUUAAUAUAAUUAUGCCUUUAUUAUUCGAGAAAAAUGAAACAUCUUCAGUAAAUUUUGAUUCCAAUAGUAUGGGUGAUUCACUAUCUACUGGCAUUCGAGGACAAUUUAGUCCGGUUAUUCAAGAAUAUUCAUCUGAUUCAUUAGGAGAAACAACAAGUUUCGAUGCUGAUCGAACAGAAGAUAUUUCAUCUCCUAAGAAAACUGAAAUAAAUAGUAAUGUAUCAUCUGUGUAUAACAAAGAAUCUGCAUCAAUUCAACAAUUUUCAAAAGAUGAAUCCCAUCCAAUAUUUUCAUCUAAAUCACUGAAUGAGUUAUUAUUUGAUAGUCAACAAAGAAGAUAUCAAUAUGAACGAUCGUAUUCUGUAGCAUCUCUAAGAACAGAUAAAGAAUCACUAAGUUUCAAUGAUUCAAUUGAUAAAGUUACAAUUGUACCCGUAGAAAAAGAUGAUUAUGAAACUGAUUGUACUCAAGAAGAUAUAAUUUGUUUACCUCCUAUGUCAUCAUUUUCAAAUUUUCAUCGAACAAGACAAAGAACUAUAUCAAAUUCAUUGGAUUUCAAUGAUGUUGAACAUAAUGAUAGUGAUCAUUAUGAACGACAUGCUAAAUGGGGAGAUAUACCAGAAAAAAAUGAUGAAACUGAACAUGAUGAAGUAAUACUCUAUGUUCAACGAAAUUCACGUAUGACUUUUGCAGGAAUAAUGGAAAAAAAUUUAUUAUCAGAAGAAUAUCUUCAAAAAUUGUGGUGUUUAAUGGUGACCAAAAUGGCAGAUAUGGAUAGAGAAAUUCAAAUUAUUCCAACUGCUGGAGAAAUUAGUAAACACUAUAGUGAUAUUAAAUUUCAGUUUAAUGACAAUACUCGUCAAGCUCAAUUUGACCGAUUAUCGGAUACAAAUCGUUAUUAUUAUAAAACACCUUCUUCUGAUCAUGCAUGUAUGGCAGUUAGUGCUCGCACAAAAUUAAGUCAAAAUUCAGAACGAAAAAUGAUUGGACUUUCAGUAAUGGAUCUUACAGGUAAACAUGAAGUAAAUUUAAAAGAUCGCUUCGAAAAACAAAUAAGUGAUUAUGUUAAAAUAAAUUUAAAUGAAAAAGAAAAUAAUACAAUCAAUAUUCAUAAUUUAUUACCAGGUCGCUAUGAAAUAUGUGUGAAUUUUUUAAGUAAUAAAAAUAAAAAUUUUUAUUAUCGUUCAUCAACUAGUUGUUUAUAUGUACCAUGGAAUACACGUGAAUAUGAACAAAAUCAAGCAAAUCUUAUGCAAGUUUUACUUAUUAUUAGUAUUAUUAUUUUAUUAGCAACAAUUGUUUUUUUUAUAUAUGCUGUACAUCAAUAUUAUAUACCAAAAAUAUGUCCAAUUGUUACAGAUGAUAUGGACGAAAAAGAUGAAGUUACGAAUAAUACUGAACAUGCUAGAUUACUUGUUAAUAAACAUUUUGUACAGGAUGUUAAUCCAUUUGAAUCAUUAGUUCGAAAACGUAUUCAUCAACGUUAUGCUCACCGGCCACCUGAUACGAAUGAUAUGUGA
This is a messenger RNA of Rotaria sp. Silwood1, 2343 nucleotides long. The record is from the annotation of a GenBank genome assembly. Lineage: Eukaryota; Metazoa; Rotifera; Eurotatoria; Philodinida; Philodinidae.